Messenger RNA from Aspergillus wentii DTO 134E9, 3390 nucleotides. RefSeq lists its product as uncharacterized. The coding region runs from base 231 to 2996 and encodes 921 amino acids. The transcript is spliced from 2 exons. NCBI's taxonomy places the organism in Eukaryota, Fungi, Ascomycota, Eurotiomycetes, Eurotiales, Aspergillaceae. The record is from RefSeq and is a predicted model, not a curated record.
CGCCUGUAUCUUAUGGCUUAUUGCCGCCAUUUCAUUUUACUCUUGAUUAUUUCAAUUGCAUGAUAUAGGCAGGAAGCAUAGAUUUGCUUUUAUAUACGAACCACUGAGCUCUAGACAUAAUACAUGAGUCAAAAAGUGUCGAGGGGCCCUUGGCGAGAUUAAAGAUGGGUCAAAGGUGAACCCCAGUCGCCUAAUAAACCUGUAUGUUAUUAAAAUAGCGUUUACCCAACAUGGAAGAUAUACGACCGACCGCGAAAUGGGCAAAUCGCAUGCUACGCCCCUUAGCCUCGAUUUACCGCCGGCUAGAAAAACACCAGGAGACAUUAUCGAUAGUCACGAAUUCGAAACCCAAGGAAAAGCUAGAAGGAUGCGACGCGGAGACAACGCGAGUGUCGACGGCAAGCGAGGCGGAAGAAAGCUUUUCGUUCUCGGACGGCGAACCUGACGAUCCUGCCUGGGUACCUGGGAAGACGGUGAAACGACGAAUUCGACACAAAUAUUCGAGCCGGGCGGAGGUGAGCAAGGGGACCAGAAAACGCAGCAGAUUAUCGCUUCGCAGUCCGGAAUUGCAAAAGACAUUACCUGGUGCAAUCGAGAUCGCGACGCCUUUGAUUACGGGGAAAACACGGGGACUGUUUGAGCGAACAUCUGCGCGAAAACAGUUAUUCAAGAAUGAUUUAUCCUCUACAAGUAACGCUGGACCUAGCGAUGGGCGGAGGCCAGGACGGCCGAACAAUACCAGUUAUCCUGCGUAUAGAGGGUCUUGGAAAGAAGCGCUUGACUUAUCUGGGGAUACCCGGUUCGCGGAUAUUGCACAUGUUCUCGAUCGCAUAUUUAUCAGGUUCCUGAACAGUACUCGGGUUCCUGAUGGCAAGACACCAAAGGUUCGGGGGGCUCGAUCGUUGUUAUCCAUGGCUACACGUUGUCUACCGGAAUUUAUCGCGGAGGAGCAAAGAGAACAGGAUGAGUCGGAGGAGGUUGCGGAUGUCGAUAUGUGCGACGCGUAUUUUACGGAAUUAGAGACGCAUUAUGCUCCUCAUGGCAAUGGAUGGCAACCACUCCGGGAAGCUGUACGUGCCCAAGGUAUCCAUCUUGUCUCGGAGAUGUUGGUGGAAAAAUGGGUCUCUCAGCUGGCCGGAUGUCGACUGCUGUACGAGCUCUUAUCACAAGGCGAACAUGGCGCUUUUGAGUCGAUAUUAUCAAGGUUUUUAUCUACUAUCAACACAUACGACUAUCCAACCUCAUUCGACCCUCCCCGACCAGCAAGCUACCAAGAUCCAGUACAAUUACUCAAUCACUAUUACUUGCGGUUUCCGCUGCGCCGAUCCUUUGUCUUCGAUGAACUGGCCAAGCUCCUUCUCCGCAAAGCCUUUGCUCCGGAAUGGAUGGUGACUAAUAUGUGGAAGCACUAUGUGGAUGGAGCAAUCAAUUCAUUGUCUGCAGAUGACGACGAGUCAGCUGCUGCAACCCGGCUGAUCGAAGCUGUCAUACUUUCGGCUGGCAAUAUCUCGCCCUCCAUGGAUGCAAGUGCGAAUCUUGUGAGCCGGGGCGGGGUACGUCCUGCCCGUGGGAGAGACACUCGUACGGCUGCAAUGAGCAUACCUGGUCUGCCCCAGGAUCAGUCGCCAUGUCCCAUUCCCAUCCAGGAUGCUCUAAGCAAUCUGACACUAAGUCUUAUCACGGCACUGGGUGGGAUGCACAUUUCACGGUCCCAAACCGCGGCAGCCGAAGAGAGAAUUGCUAGCAUGAAAGUAAGAAACAUUGUUAGUUAUUUGGCUUUCACCGUGCAGCGGGAGAUUGAUAUCAGGGCACCAUCAUGCAAGGCUAAUGUGCCAACCUACCAAUCGCUGCGGCACGGCAGCGUCCUGCUGAGCAACUAUCUCCUGCAAUGCAACGAAGAGGGUCUCGCGCAGACGGUUGGCCAAUCCGACUCCAUUUCAACUAAUGUCGAGUCAUUUUUUGAGUCGUUAUCUGAUCGGGCAGAUGUGAUCAAGGAAUUGGCGGUAUUGGCCCAACAGGUAUUUCGCUGCUGCGAGCGGGGCCAGAAGCGUGACCAAACGUACACGUCGCUGCAGGUUCGCAACAAGGUCAGCCAGCUCGCGCAAUUAAGCAUUGCCGGAGGAUUGGGCAUGUUUCUCGGAAAAGUGGCCACCGAAACCGCAAUGGGGUUUGCGGAGACAACAGCGGACCCUGAUGACCACGUCUGGGCUGUGGAGAUUCAAGAAAGGGUAGUCUCAUCUCAGCGCGAGCAAGAGUCAGAAGGCCCUGCGGUGCAUGAACAACACCAUUCAGAUGGCCCAUCUGGUCUGUAUCGGUGGGAAGACAGUAUUGGCGAGUGGGUUCAGAGGACCCCUGGCUCCAAAGCCAAGGCCACGGGGUUUGAAAUUGGUUCAAGACAACUGGGUUCUAGGCCGUCGAUACCAUCUACUAUUGCUUGCUCGACGAAUAGUAGCCCGUCGACAUCGGCCCCGUCUGAAGACUCCGCCUCCAGCAUUGCUUCGUCUCCUCCAACCGUUCCUAUCAAACGAACGCUGCCAGAUAGGAGGUCAGCGCCAAGGUCGAGUAAACGACUUCGGUUGGGUCCAGUGGAGGUGUACACCGAUGGAGCUGAUUCACCCCACGACUCAGCUUCACCGACAUCUAAUCAGUUGCCCAAGUGGAAUUCCACAGCAACAGCGGCCAAGAGCCGCCCAAGACGGGGCGUGUUGAGGGAAUUGACUCAGGCCAAGAAUAAGCCACCCCAGGUGAUUGAUAACGGAGCAAAGUCUACGACGUAUGCAAGUAAGGUUCAGGUUGUGAUCUUCAACAAAGCGGCUCAGGACACGGUUGAAGACGUGCAGAGAGGUAAUCCCCAGCCGAAUGAAUCCCCGGAGGCGUGCAUAUCUGUAGAUCAGAGAAAGACAGAGCUUCCCCGGAGCUGGACGGUCCCAGCGCCUCGACAACGGAUGGUGAUUCCGUGCUCGGAGGAUAGCGACGACGAGCUAAGUUUCCUGUGAGCGACAGCGAUUGGAGAAUCAGCAGCUCAAUCGCUUGGUGUUGUCUGUUUUGGGAAACGGGUCUGGAGCAUCGGAGCAUGCGAGGGCAAUUUUUGACAUAUUUUUGAAUUCUUAUUAUUAAUUCUGGUAUCUCUUUUUCUUGGGUGUCUGGAAAGCCGCGUGGGAGUUGGAACAGUUUACAAUUUUGGUGUUUUGCAUGACUUUUUUUGUGUGGUUUAAUGAUGAUACCCGAGUUGGAUCGACACCGCAAAUUACUUUCUGGAUGGUAGUUUGGUUCUGCGUGGGGUGUUUGAGAGCUUGAAUUACUUGAUAUUUGCAUAUGAAGAUAGGACUGGAUGGUGGGAUACUAAGCUUUUGGCGGUGGUUGCUUUUUCCGACCCUCGCUUGGGGGCGA